AUGGUGUUCAAGGGGAGAUUUUUUUCUUCUAAAAAGUCAGAUACUUCUAGCCCAGAUGGAUCCUCCAACAGUCCUCGAUCUUUCGGGUCUAACUCCAAUUCCCCGAUCCGAUCCGAUAAGAAGAAGCCUAAGUCAUCUUCACCAUCCAUUUCCAAAGACAAAUCCUCAAGCACCCCAACCACCAGCUUCAGCAAAAAUCAAAUUAACAAAAAGGACUUUAAAGGGAAAGAUGCACAGAAUGUAAGUAAGCACAGUUCUGGAAUCUCGUCUUCAUUUGCUCCUUCCAAGUUGAAAAAACCAGAAGAGGCUGCGGGGCCGGGGCCCACCCCUGUGUCUGUGUCGCCGAUAGUUGCAUCGUCGCUGGGGUUGAACAAGAUAAAGACACGAUCGGGGCCAUUGCCGCAGGAGAGUUUAUUUAGUUUUAAUAGUAGAGAAAAGGGGUUUGCUUUAGGUUCCAGUAACUUGUCAAAGCCACGUGGCCCUGGUGUUGUUGGUGGCGGUGGUGGUAGUGGUAGUGACGGGGUUUCUGGCGGGAGGAAGGAGAAAUCAUUCGUGGAGAAUGCUGAUAAUGGGAGCAAUUUGGAUACUCUGUCAAAUGAGAACGGGCGGCCAUGGGACCGGACCCCAAAUGUAGUCAAGGCUCAGGCCAGGUCCCGGCUCCAAAAUGGGGAAUCAUCUUCUGGAGCUGCUAGGCGUUUCGAUUCAUCAUGGCGUCAUUCUGGAGAACUUAGGAGUUCGAAUAUAUGUACUCCAGAAAUGAAGACAUCAUAUGAAUGUGAAAACCCGAAGGAGUCUGAAUCUCCCCGCUUUCAAGCUAUACUUCGAGUUACCAGUGCUCCUAGGAAGAGGUUUCCCGGUGAUAUCAAAAGUUUCUCUCAUGAAUUGAAUUCGAAAGGUGUACGACCUUACCCAUUUUGGAAGCCUCGAGGUUUAAAUAAUUUGGAGGAGGUUUUGACUAUGAUACGGACAAAAUUUGACAAAGCAAAGGAAGAAGUGGAUUCAGAUCUGCAUAUUUUUGCUGCAGAUCUGGUUGGAACUCUGGAAAAAAAUGCAGAAAGCCAUCCAGAAUGGCAGGAAACUUUAGAGGACUUACUGGUUUUGGCUCGGAGCUGUGUCAUGAUGUCUCCUGGAGAAUUUUGGCUUCAGUGCGAAGGCAUAGUUCAAGAUUUGGAUGAUAGGCGUCAGGAACUUCCUAUGGGCAUGCUAAAGAAGCUUCAUACUCGAAUGCUUUUUAUACUCACUAGGUGCACAAGAUUGUUGCAGUUUCACAAGGAAAGUGGGUUGGCUGAAGACGAACCUGUUUUUCAGCUCCGGCAAUCACUUCAGCCUUCAGAAAAGCGUGUUUCUAUUAAAACGGGGAAGGAUGGGAAGAUUUCUACUGAUGCAAAAUCCUCCCACAUUCCUCCCCCAAGGAAAUUUUAUAGUCAAGAGCAACAUGGCUCGGAGUGGAAGAGAGACCAUGCUGUACAUGAAAAUUUGCAAUCUUCACCUGUUGAAACCACAAAGAGCUUGGAUCCUUCUAUCAGUAGGAAUCGGAUGGCUUCGUGGAAGAAAUUUCCAUCUCCUACUGGAAAGGUACCCAAAGAUGAUAUUGUUGCUUCAGUUAAGGAGGAAUGGAAUGAUAAUAUCGUGGCUUCAGUUAAGGAGGAACAGAAUGAUAAUAUCGUGGAAGCUUCAAAAAUAUUAAGUAACACAAGAGGAUUCCAUGAUGCUGAUCUCACUACUGCUAAAGUUUUUGAGUCUCCUGCAAAAGAUUUUCAUACACAGCCUUCAAUGCCCUCCAAGCACCAACGUAAAGUCUCAUCAGGAAACUGGGGUGAUCAACCAAGUGUUUUUGAUGAAAGUUCAAUAAUUUGUCGCAUUUGUGAGGAGGAGGUACCCACUUUGCACGUGGAAGACCACUCUAGAAUUUGUGCAAUUGCCGAUCGAUGUGAUAAGAAGGGUCUGAGUGUCAAUGAGCGCCUAGUUAGAAUAGCUGAAACUCUUGAGAAGCUGAUGGAGUCGCAUUCGAAGGACUUCCAACAUGUUGGGAGUCCAGGUGGUGCCAAAGUAUCAAAUUCGAGUAUGACCGAAGAAUCCGAUCUUUCUCCAAAACUCAGUGACUGGUCUCACAGAGGCUCAGAAGACAUGCUAGAUUGUUUUCCCGAAGCAGAUAAUUCUGUCUUCAUGGAAGAUAUGAAGGGUUUACCUUCCAUGUCAUGUAAAACUCGCUUUGGUCCAAAGUCUGAUCAAGGAAUGACAACAUCAUCAGCAGGCAGCGUGACUCCUAGGUCACCAUUGAUGACGCCGCAGAUGAGCCAGAUAGACUUGCUUUUGUCAGCGAAAGGUGCUUACUCUGAGCAUGGUGAUCUUCCUCAGAUGAAUGAACUUGCUGAUAUUGCCCGGUGUGUAGCUAGUACCCCCCUGGAUCAUGAUAACUCUUUGUCGUAUCUGCUUUCUUGCCUUGAAGACUUGAAAGUUGUUACCGACCGCAGAAAAUUUGAUGCGCUCACAGUGGAAACUUUUGGAGCACGAAUAGAAAAAUUGAUCAGAGAAAAAUAUUUACAACUGUGUGAAUUAGUCGUCGACAACAAGGUUGACAUCACAAGCACUGUAAUUGACGAAGAUGCUCCUUUAGAAGAUGAUGUUGUACGCAGCUUGCGAACUAGCCCGGUACAUCCCACCAAAGACCGGACCUCAAUAGAUGACUUUGAGAUUAUAAAGCCAAUUAGUCGUGGGGCAUUUGGCCGGGUUUUCUUGGCAAAGAAGAGAACUACAGGGGAUCUGUUUGCAAUCAAGGUGCUUAAAAAGGCAGAUAUGAUCCGUAAGAAUGCAGUUGAGAGUAUUUUGGCCGAAAGGGAUAUAUUGAUCUCAGUUCGCAAUCCUUUUGUGGUUCGCUUCUUCUAUUCGUUCACUUGUCGUGAAAACUUGUAUCUUGUGAUGGAGUACUUGAAUGGUGGAGAUCUUUAUUCAUUGUUGAGAAAUCUAGGUUGUUUAGAUGAAGAUAUUGCUCGUGUAUAUAUAGCUGAAGUUGUGCUUGCUCUGGAGUAUUUGCAUUCUAUGUGUGUGGUUCAUCGUGAUCUCAAGCCUGAUAAUUUGUUGAUUGCACAUGAUGGUCAUAUCAAGUUGACAGAUUUUGGGCUAUCUAAAGUUGGUUUAAUCAACAGCACUGAUGAUUUAUCGGGUCCAGCUGUCAGUGAAACAUCGCUAAUGGAAGAUGAUGAGCAACAAUUGUCUGCAUCUGAGCAUCAGCGGGAAAGGCGUAAGAAACGCUCUGCUGUUGGUACACCUGACUAUUUGGCACCCGAGAUUCUUCUAGGAACUGGGCAUGGCUUUACUGCUGAUUGGUGGUCUGUGGGUAUUAUUCUAUUUGAGUUGAUUGUUGGCAUUCCGCCGUUCAAUGCAGAGCAUCCUCAGAAAAUUUUUGAUAAUAUUCUCAACCGCAAUAUUCCUUGGCCUCGGUUCCCUGAAGAAAUGAGCCAUGAAGCACACGAUUUGAUUGAUCAAUUACUAACAGAAGAUCCUAACCAGAGACUUGGAGCUAGAGGAGCCUCAGAGGUGAAGCAGCAUCCAUAUUUUAGAGAUAUUAACUGGGAUACGCUUGCUAGACAGAAGGCUGCAUUCAUCCCUGCCUCGGAAAGUCCACUGGAUACAAGUUACUUUACAAGCCGUUUCUCUUGGAAUACUGCAGAAGAACAAGUGUACGCAGUUAGUGAAUUUGAAGAUUCUAGUGACAAUGGUAGCAUAAGUGGUAGCAGCAGUUGCCUAAGCAAUCGACAUGAUGAACUGGACGACAAACAUGGAGAUGAAUAUGGCGGUCUCGCAGAAUUUGACUCAGGCUCUGCUAUCAAUUAUUCCUUUAGCAAUUUUUCGUUUAAGAAUCUGUCCCAGCUUGCAUCAAUCAAUUACGAUUUGCUUACGAAGGGUUGGAAAGACGAUUCACCAACAGAUUCAAAUGCCUAA
Molecule: messenger RNA, 3942 nt
Organism: Fraxinus pennsylvanica
Lineage: Eukaryota; Viridiplantae; Streptophyta; Magnoliopsida; Lamiales; Oleaceae
Source: the annotation of a GenBank genome assembly